Dovyalis caffra is the source of this 1062-nucleotide messenger RNA. The record is from the annotation of a GenBank genome assembly. NCBI's taxonomy places the organism in Eukaryota, Viridiplantae, Streptophyta, Magnoliopsida, Malpighiales, Salicaceae.
AUGGAGAGGGAGUUGGUGGAGUUAUUUGAUGAAGCGAAGAAAGCUGCAGAUGCUUCUCUCGAUGACGACGUGCCAUCUAGUGGACCGGAGGUGACUCGGUGUGUUGAUGCGUUGAAACAGCUCAGGAAGUUUAAAGUUACUAGUGAAAUUCUUGUUUCUACUCAGGUUGGGAAAAAACUUCGUCCCCUUGCAAAGCAUCCUAAGGAGAAAGUCCGAGCUGUGGCAUCUGACUUGCUUGAGAUGUGGAAAAAGAUAGUCAUAGAGGAGACUAUGAGAAAGAAAAAUGGAAGCAUUGAUGGUAAAAGUUCAUUGAAAGCUGAGGUAUCAAAAUCAGAGACUGUCAAAGUUGAGAAACUUCAAAAUACUAGUAUGGCAAAAGUUGAAAAGGUUUCGUCCUCUGAAAUUGUCAAAGUUGAGAAGAUGGGACAGGAUAAGACUGCCAAGGAUGAGAGGAUAUGCAAGGAGGAAAUGCAGACUUGCAGUGUGAAGAAACCAUCACAAGCACCUAUCGGUCUGCCAAAACUGAAGACACUGGUAAGAUGUAAUGAUGCUUUACGUGACAAAAUUCGUGAACUUCUUGCUGAGGCCUUGUCUAAAGUUGCCAAUGAGGCUGAUGAGGACAUUAGGGAUGAAGUAGAAGCAUGCGACCCAAUCCGAGUUGCUGUCUCGGUAGAAUCCAUGAUGUUUGAAAAGCUGGGUCGGUCAAAUGGAUCCCAAAAAUUGAAGUACAGGUCCAUAAUGUUCAACAUCAAGGACCAAAACAACCCAGAUUUGAGGAGAAAAGUUCUCCUUGGACUGGUCAAACCAGAGAGGCUUGUUACUAUGUCCCCUGAAGAAAUGGCAAGUGAACAACGGAAACGUGAGAAUAACCAAAUUAAAGAGAAAGCAUUGUUUGAUUGUGAGCGUGGUGGUCAAGCACAAGCCACAACCGAUCAGUUUAAGUGUGGUCGUUGUGGACAGCGCAAGUGCACUUACUAUCAGAUGCAGACCAGGAGUGCAGAUGAACCUAUGACAACAUAUGUAACAUGUGUGAACUGCAACAACCAUUGGAAAUUCUGCUAA